This is a messenger RNA of Epinephelus fuscoguttatus (brown-marbled grouper), 4798 nucleotides long. RefSeq names its product vav 2 guanine nucleotide exchange factor (gene vav2). The transcript has 29 exons. Lineage: Eukaryota; Metazoa; Chordata; Actinopteri; Perciformes; Serranidae. The record is from RefSeq and is a predicted model, not a curated record. The coding region runs from base 1076 to 3700 and encodes 874 amino acids. Gene Ontology annotation, cellular component: cytoplasm. Gene Ontology annotation, biological process: cell migration; intracellular signal transduction; regulation of GTPase activity. Gene Ontology annotation, molecular function: protein binding; guanyl-nucleotide exchange factor activity.
CUGUUCAAAAAUAUUCCCUGUAACUCGCAUUCUUGGAGUCUGGAGCCACUUUCACCAAAGUGUGGACACUCUAUUCAAGUUUUACCUUUGCGCGAGACACUCAGAGCGCACGAGCUCGUCUAACCCACCUGGGUCACCACCGCGCGAGCAGCCUUUCUCCUCAGGCUCGUGCAGCUCGGGUUUGUGGAGUUGGGACCGCUAAACAUCUCCGUCCGAAAGGGAAACGAGGAGAGGGGAGACGGAAGGGAGGCAGGAAUCACAGACAAACCGAGCUGGACACACGCGUAACGUUAUUUUUGGGCGCCAAGCAAAGUAACGUUAACCGGAUAAAUGUAAACACCGUUUUUUAUCCUUCCUUUGGGCAUGUUUCCGCUGCCGGACAGGCUUGUUGUUUAGACUGUGUUGUGGAAAGAGGGAUAUCCCGACUGCUGUGUUGUAUCAUCUCCCUUUCUUUAUUGUUUGCUGUGGAAAUUACGGGAAGUUCUUGUUUCUAACUUCCGAGGAAACGUUAAAUGCAAAUACGGUGGGUGACUCCUGCUCUGGUUCAACAACUACACAGACCUGAGAGGCUGUUUUGUCCACAUUGUGUAGCAGCCUGUGCUGUUUGGUUCACUGAAAUGUGAGACACCAGUGAAGUCGCUACAUGACAAACCGCUGCACCCAGCUGUUUCAUUAGCCACCGCUGUAACCUCUCCAUUCACGCCUUUUUGGAUCGGAUAUGCGAAGCAAACUUUUUAAGAAUGAAGAGGAGAAAAUUCCCAUAGCACGCCUCUGUUGUCUGCUUACACCGCCGCCGUCCUCUCAACUGGAUCUGUGUUUUUAUUUGAGUCUUUCCCAGGGCUUCAUUUCCAUGUUGUGGAGACAGGAGAGCUGACAUGCGUCUGGGAUGGGGAUAUAGCGCGGUGACAUACAGUUGCGAAAUUGCCUGAUUAUUGAGCUGAUAGUGAAUGAUUAGGACUUCCGGAGCGGGUAGGGAGCCGACCGUAGUGCCUGUGUGUGCGCUGUGAAGCCAGCCCGGUGUGAAGCAGCUCGAGAACUCGGUUUUACUUUUGCGAGGAGAGUCUCCGGAGCCGAUAUGGAGGAGUGGAGACAAUGCGGGCGGUGGUUGAUAGACUGCAAGGUCCUGCCCCCGAACCACCGGGUCGUGUGGCCCUCGGCGGCCGUCUUCGACUUGGCACAGGCCCUGCGAGACGGGGUGCUCCUGUGCCAGAUGUUGCACAACCUCUCGCCCGGAUCAGUGGACCUGAAGGAGAUUAACUUCAGACCCCAGAUGUCACAGUUCCUGUGUUUGAAGAACAUCCGGACAUUCCUCAAGGUGUGCCAUGACAAGUUUGGCCUGCGCAACAGUGAGCUGUUUGACCCUUUUGACCUCUUCGAUGUCAGGGACUUCGGCAAGGUGAUCUCCGCUUUGUCAAGGAUCUCCCACCACAGCAUUGCACAAAUCAAAGGCAUCAGGCCCUUCCCAUCAGAAGACACAGCUCUGAACGAGGAUGAUGUGUACCGGAGUCUCGAGGAGCUCGCAGAUGAGCAUGACCUGGGUGAGGAUGACAUCUAUGACUGUGUGCCGUGUGAGGACGAUGGGGAUGAUAUCUAUGAGGACAUCAUUAAGGUGGAAGUACGACAGCCCAUGAAAAUGGGUAUGUCAGAAGAUGACAAAAGAAACUGCUGCUUAGUGGAGAUCCAGGAGACUGAAGCAAAGUACUACAAGACUUUAGAGGACAUUGAAAAGAAUUACAUGAUCCCACUGAAGCAAGUCUUGAGUCCGCAGGACAUGGAGGCUAUCUUUGUCAAUCUUGAGGAAGUAAUAAAAGUCCACUUUGCCCUCCUGCGAGCCAUCGACCUGAACAUGGUUAGUGGAGGAAGCGGCCUGGGGAAGAUCUUCCUCGACUUCAAGGAAAGGUUGUUGAUCUAUGGUCAGUACUGCAGCCACAUGGAGAACGCCCAGAAGACACUGGAUGAGCUAAUAGCAACGCGAGAGGACGUCAAGAUCAAAGUAGAGGAAUGUACUAUGAAGGUGCAGGAAGGGAAGUUCAAGCUGCAGGAUCUUCUGGUGGUUCCCAUGCAGAGGGUGCUGAAGUAUCACCUACUACUGAAGGAACUUUUGAGUCACUCAGCGGACCGACCAGAGAGACAACAACUCAAGGAGGCUCUGGAGGCUAUGCAGGACCUGGCCAUGUACAUCAAUGAAGUCAAGAGGGACAAUGAGACGCUGAAGAAAAUCAGUGAAUUCCAAAGUUCAAUAGAAAAUCUUCAGGUGAAACUGGAGGAGUACGGUAGGCCAAAGAUAGACGGAGAGCUGAAGGUGUGCUCCAUCGUCAACCGAACGAAACAGGACCGGUAUAUAUUCCUGUUUGAUAAAGUGGUGAUUGUCUGCAAGAGGAAAGGCUAUAGCUAUGAGCUCAAAGAGAUUAUAGAACUGCAGUCGUACAAAAUGUCCGACGACCCCAUGAACAACAGAGACAUGAAAAAGUCAAGUGGAAAAAUGUGGUCGUACGGCUUCUACCUGAUCCACCUGCAAGGCAAGCAGGGCUUCCAGUUCUUUUGUAAAACUGAGGAGACAAAGAGGAAGUGGAUGGAGCAGUUUGAAAUGGCCAUGUCCAACAUCAAGCCAGAGAGAGCCACAGCCAAUCAGCAUAACUUCCAAAUGCACACAUUUGAUAAGGACACCAACUGUCGAGCCUGCAAGAUGCUCCUGAGGGGCAUCUUCUAUCAGGGCUAUUUCUGCUCUCGCUGUGGAACAGGAGCACACAAAGAGUGUCUGGAAGUCAUCACCAUCUGUAAAAUCAAUCCUCAUGACUUGGAACCUGGAAUAUCAUCAGGUCCCAAGAUGGUGGCAGUGAGGAACUACCAUGGCACACCGGCACCUCCAGGGAAGACACCGCUCUGUUUUCAAACUGGGGAUUUUAUUGAGCUGCUGAAGGGUGAUCCUGACACCUCAUGGUGGGAGGGAAAGCUGAUACAAACACAAAAGAGCGGCUUCUUUCCCAGUUCAUGUGUAAAACCAUGUUUGGACCCAAAGCCCUUCCAGUCGUUAUCAAGCCGGCAGUCCUCGAGAGAAUCAGACUACUAUGGAUAUCCUUGGUUUGCAGGGAACAUGGAGCGCCAGCAGGCCGAUAACCUUUUAAAAUCCCACAGCAGUGGGACCUACCUUAUCAGAGAGAGGACAGCUGAGGCAGAGCGGUUUGCCAUCAGCAUCAAAUUCAAUGAUGAAGUAAAACACAUCAAAGUCAUUGAAAAAGACAGCUGGAUUCACAUCACUGAGGCCAAGAAGUUUGAGAGUCUUUUGGAGCUGGUGGAGUACUAUCAGGCCCAUUCACUGAAAGAAAGCUUCAAGUUGUUAGAUACCACAUUGCGAUACCCCUACAAGUCGAGAGAACGCUCGCUAACACGGGCCAGUACACGCUCACCAGCAGCCACCUGCGCCUCCUACAACUUCUCCUUCCUCAGUCCGCAGGGCCUCAACUUCUCCUCUCAGAGCUCAGCUCCCUUUUGGUCAGUGUUUACUCCUCGGGUGGUCAGUACAGCAGUGGCCAGGUAUAACUUUGCAGCACGAGACAUGAGAGAGCUGUCACUGCGAGAAGGAGACAUCGUUAAAAUCUACAGCAAGAUCGGCGGGGACCAGGGCUGGUGGAAAGGAGAAGCCAAUGGACGAAUUGGAUGGUUUCCCUCAACAUACGUGGAUGAAGAAGGAGUGCAGUAAGGCUUGGAUGUUCGCUGGCGUGGCUCCCUUUAAAUCAGGAACCAUCUUCUAUCUACUGUUCUCAGAGAAAAUUACUCACUCUCCUUCUCCAGGAAAAUAACACAAGGAAAAAAACAGAAAUUUUUUGUUGUUGUUUUUGCUGGAUGCUCAUUUUUCAGCGAGUGUUUCUACCCCGUUUCUCUAUCUUUAAUUAUGCAUCAGCUUUGCUUUUGUUUGUAUUUUAUUUUUAGCAGGAUGUCCUGUUUAAUUUCUGUACAGGAAAGAAGAAAAAAUGGCUUGGUGUCUGUCAGCCUCUGUGUGCUCUGAAGAGGCUUUACUGAACUGAGGACACAGCAGAAACAGACUGUGGAUAGCUUUACUUUGAAAAAAGCUCCCCCUUGUUGCAGGUCUAUGCGAGGUGAAUGAAAUAAUUGUAAAGUAUAGAUAAUUUAUUGAAUAGAGAUUAUUAUCAUUACUAAUGAUUAUUGUGGGGAAGUUGAUUUUAGCAGCAGCAAGGAAUCAGAUGAGAAAAACUAAAAAAGAAAAAAAAAAGAAAAAGACAGAUGCUCUGUUUUCAUGUUGAGAGAUUUUGCCUUAGUUGUCAUGGUGAUGCCUUGUGGGCUGACACCAGUGGAGGGAAUCGACUUUGUUGACUGGUUUUACUUCUCCAUGUAUGCAUGUGCCCAUGUGCGGCCCACACAAACACACACACACACAGACCAAUGUACAGUACGGUGCCUUUGAAGAAUGGUCGUUGCUUACUGAACCUCAACAGUAAAGAACAUUGCCAUCCCAAAAAAGACACAUGAAGUCCACAGAGGACUGUGCUGAAGAAGGGGAGAGGCACUUAUACUAAAUACUGGAGACAGCUCGCCUUCUGAGCCCUCCAAAACAACAUGGUGAAGCAUUUAACUUAUCCUAACAGGUGACUGGACGGACUCACAGAGACAGCCGGAGGGUUUUUAAAGCCAACAACAAUCACAUACACUGUCCACAUCAGUCUUGGCGUCACAAGUCAUUGGGUGCAAUCAGCUGGAUGUAAAAGGGAAACAUCAAGACAUUCCACUGGACAACCACUUCACACUUUUAAAUCUUGUGUGUUUCUUUCUUUUUUUUUUU